AUCUCUCACGUACCAACUUCCAUUUGCGCCUUGGUACCUUCUUCUAUUGAAAGAUUACGCGAGCUCCACCCCGCCGACUCAAGCCACCUCUAAAGGUGCUUGUCAUCAAUGGAGAGCAGCAGCAGCCUUGGCGCCAAAGUAGCCAUCCCUCGGCUCAAGCGGCCUGACCGGCAGACUGUUCUUCCGAGGCCUCCCCGUGUUCGCUCCGAGAAAGUGGAUAAGGCAUGCAACAGAUGCAGGAAGCGCAAAAUGAGAUGCUCUGGCACCAGACCGCGCUGCAUCAAUUGCACGAAGUAUGACGAGGAUUGCAUCUAUUAUCUGUCACGCCGGGACCGGCUAAGAGAGGCCACUUACAAGAGUGAAGUUCUCUCCACACUGCUCGAGGAUAUCCGUGGCGUCCUCGACGACGAGCAUAAAAAGAGAAUUGAUGAUGUACUUAAAGAGUUUGACAACGACAAGCCUCCACCAUCGCCAUCCGUACACACUAAGUCAUGCAAUACACAGUCGAUGACGUCAUCGUCUACUAAAAUGGAUUGCGACAGGCAGGCGUUUG
Messenger RNA from Bipolaris maydis ATCC 48331, 553 nucleotides. The record is from RefSeq and is a predicted model, not a curated record. NCBI's taxonomy places the organism in Eukaryota, Fungi, Ascomycota, Dothideomycetes, Pleosporales, Pleosporaceae.